AUAAAGCUUCCGCAGUUUGAAUCAUCAUGGCAGCCGGCAAAGCGUCCUUGGUGGCGCUUGGACUUCAGUUCUGUGUGAAAAAUAAGCUUCUGUCGAAGUCAGCUUUGCCUGGUAUUGUCAGCUGUAUUAAAAAAGGUCUUGCCACAAGUGUGUUAUCUCAGACUGUUGAAGUGCCCAGCGCCACAAUCUCUCCAAGCGGCAGUUUUGCCGGACCGCUGGAGCAUUACAACAGUCUCAUUCAAGAUGGACAGUUAGGAGAAGAUCUGCAGCAGAGGGCUGUUUUGGAAAAACUGGAUCAGAUGCAGAAGGAUCUUCGAGGGUACAGCAAUGAACGCUCAACACUUUUCUCAAAGUUCUUUUCAAAGAGAAAGCCACCGAAAGGUUAUUACAUAUAUGGAGAUGUCGGCACAGGAAAAACUAUGGUUAUGGACAUGUUUUAUGAUCAUGUAGAGACAGCCAAGAAAAAAAGGGUCCAUUUUCAUGGAUUCAUGUUGGAUGUACAUAAACGAAUCCAUCGGCUCAAGCAAAGUUUGCCCAAGAGAAAAGUGGGUAAAAUGGCAAAGGCGUAUGAUCCUAUCGCACCGGUUGCUGAAGAAAUCAGUGAGGAGGCCUGUCUUCUGUGUUUUGACGAGUUUCAGGUCACUGAUAUCGCAGAUGCCAUGAUUCUUAAGCAGCUCUUUGAGAACCUCUUUCUGAAUGGGGUUGUAGUUGUUGCCACGUCUAACCGACCUCCAGAUGAUCUGUACAAAAACGGAUUACAGAGGGUGAACUUUGUGCCUUUCAUCGCCGUGCUAAAGGAGUACUGUCAAACGCUGCGUCUGGAUUCCGGAAUAGAUUAUCGGAGAAGAAAUCGCCCUGCAGCUGGGAAACUCUUCUACCUUUCCAGUGAACCUGAUGUUGAUGCAACACUCGAUAAGCUGUUCGAUGAGAUGGCCUUCAAACAGAAUGACAUUACUCGGCCCAGAUCUCUAAAGGUACAUGGCAGGAUAUUGACACUUGCUAAAGCAUGUGGGACCAUAGCAGACUGCACUUUUGAGGAGCUGUGUGAUCGACCGAUAGGAGCAAGUGACUACCUGGAGAUCUCUGCUGUGUUUGACACCGUUUUAAUCCGAAACAUUCCAUUGCUCACUUUGAACAAGAAGACGCAAGCCAGACGCUUCAUAACUCUCAUUGACGCACUGUAUGAGCACAAGGUUCGAGUUGUGUUGCAGGCUGAAGCUCCAUUAGAUGAUCUGUUUGUUCAUGAACACCACGGCGAUCACGACCAUCAUGACACUCAUGUUUUAUUGGAUGAUCUGGGCAUUUCAAGGGAUGCAGCCAGCUCGUUGGCGAUCUUUACAGGAGAAGAGGAGGUGUUCGCCUUCCAGAGGACUGUAUCUCGCCUUACUGAGAUGCAAACAGAGGAGUACUGGGUUGCAGGAGAUCGGAGCUCUAAGUAGCUUUUAUCAUUACUAACUCCAUAUACACAGCGGCCAUCUCAACUAUCUUAAGACUCAGCCUCUCAUGAGGUCCUGGGAUCAACUCCAUUUUGAUUUGGUGAGGACUGUAUUUUAAUCAGAACUGUAUGAAAUAAUGCUGCACUUUAUAAACGCACAUGCAAACAUGAAUAAGAGACCUCUUUUUGAGGUUUGGUCUUGAAUGAUGGGCAGUUUUUUUUUGGAAGAAUGUGGAUGUGGUUCUGCCAAAGAUGUGUUUUGAAAUCAGGCUGCCCUUCUGGUUAUGUAAAUGGUUUGUGGAAUAUUUUAUUGACAGAUAGCUGAUAUGCAACCUGUUUAAGAUUGUUUGCAUUAAAACUAUUUGAACUUUUA
Messenger RNA from Onychostoma macrolepis, 1808 nucleotides. It is a transcript of the gene afg1la, whose product is annotated as AFG1 like ATPase a. Gene Ontology annotation, cellular component: cytoplasm; mitochondrion. The record is from RefSeq and is a predicted model, not a curated record. Gene Ontology annotation, molecular function: ATP binding; ATP hydrolysis activity. The coding region runs from base 27 to 1439 and encodes 470 amino acids. NCBI's taxonomy places the organism in Eukaryota, Metazoa, Chordata, Actinopteri, Cypriniformes, Cyprinidae. The transcript is spliced from 13 exons.